AUAUAUCUACCAAAUUAUCUCUACACAGUAUCUGCCAAAUUAUUUGAAUCGAGUUCGAGUCAGCAUGUAUACUAGUAUAUAAGCAAUCUAUAUAUCUCUCUAGCAGCCAAAACCCAUAAAAACAUCACACAAAUAGUUUACUUUGAAUGAAGGUUUCUCGAUAUAGCUAGAGGAUCAAUGGCAGGGACAGUUGUGUUGAGAUGCUGCAGUAGUGUUAACAAGGUUAGGACAUGGAAAAGAUGUUCGAAGCAGAUAAAGGAGCAAAGGGCUCGUCUUUACAUCAUCUGGAAAUGUGCUGUCUUUCUUCUCUCCUCCCAUGAUUGAUCCUCCAUAUAUAUAUAUAUACAUGCUAUAUAAGCAAUCUCCUUUCCUUCAUCAGUUUUUUUCUUCUUGGAUAUGUAUAAUUAGUUGAAUUCCAAACUAACUAGCUAUUUAAACGUACCAUAAUGUAAAUUCUAUUGUGAUCAUCGAAAAUCGAUAUCUACUGUCAUUUGGUUAUCCUUGGGAAGUUCUGUUUUGUAAUUAGAGAUGCUAUAAGAACAACAAAGACCAAGAGCCAAGAGGUUAGCUGUGUAUAUCUUAUCUUCGUAAGGUCUUGUCUUCUUAAAAUAUACUACGUCCUUAGAUUUUGUU
This is a messenger RNA of Arabidopsis lyrata subsp. lyrata, 633 nucleotides long. RefSeq lists its product as uncharacterized. Gene Ontology annotation, biological process: negative regulation of cell population proliferation. The transcript has a single exon. Bases 178 to 324 code for a protein of 48 amino acids. Lineage: Eukaryota; Viridiplantae; Streptophyta; Magnoliopsida; Brassicales; Brassicaceae. The record is from RefSeq and is a predicted model, not a curated record.